UCACUUUCAUUGAUAAACAUUAAAAAUGGAUGCCACAUUCGUGAUUAUUGGUGGUGGCAUUGCCGGUAUAUCAUGUGCUGAAAGCAUAGCAUUUCUAGAGCCAUCAGAGACAAUUAUUUUAAUAACCGCAAGUCCACUAAUCAAAGCUGUUACAAAUAUUGUACCCCUUGGGAAAUUGAUAACUCAAUUUGAUGUGGAGGAGCAUUCAAUGAAAUCUUUGAUUGACAUGUACCCAUCUAUCAAAGUUGUUCAUGACACUGUAACUCAAGUUAACAAAGAUUCAAAAAGUAUAUCUACAGAGAGUGGAAAAACAAUUACUUAUAAGAAGUUGUGCAUUUGUACUGGAGCAAGGUCAAAGCUAAUUUGUGAAAAUAAUAGUAGAGUUAUGGGAAUACGAGACACAGAAUCAGCUGAGGCCCUAGUAAACAAAUUAAAAGAUGCCAAAAGAGUUGCUGUUAUUGGUAAUGGUGGCAUUGCAACUGAAGUAGUUCACGAAAUUAGGGGUGUUGAAGUUAUGUGGAUCAUAAAAGAUAAACAUAUUUCUGCCACUUUUGUAGAUCCAGGAGCUGCAGAAUUUUUUCAAGAUAGACUAUUAAAAAAAGAGCCUUUGGAGAAAAAAGAGCCAAUGAAAAGAAUGAAGUAUACCAUAACGAGUGGAAGAUCAGAUAAAGGUGGACCAGCUCUUGGACCAGACUGGCAUGACCAAUUGAAAUUAGCUGGGUCCAAUGCCUUGCCAACAUCAGUGAAAAUUGAGUAUGAAAGUGAAGUAAUUAAAAUAUUGAAUGCUUCAGAAGUACCCAACAAUAACGAAGAAUGGCCCAUGUACAUAGAACUGAACAAUGGCAAAAUCAUAGGUUGCGAUAUAAUUGUUUCUGCUACUGGAGUUAUACCAAAUAGCAACAUAGUUGGACUAGAAACUUUAAAUAAAGGAAAUGAUGAUGGUUUUACUGUCGAUUGGAAAUUAGAGACCUCAGAAAAAGAUAUAUACGCAGCUGGUGAUGUUUGCUCUGCUAAUUGGGAAAUUGCUCAACAUUGGUUUCAAAUGAGACUUUGGACUCAAGCGCAUCAAAUGGGUCGUUAUGCCGCUAAAAGUAUGGUUUACAGCUUUAAAAAUGAGGAAUUUAUGCAAGAUUUUUGUUUUGAGCUUUUUACUCAUGUCACGAAAUUUUUUGGUUACAAAGUCGUUUUGUUGGGUCUAUAUAAUGGACAAAAAUUAAACAAUGAUUAUGAGAUUCUGCUAAGAGUUACUAAAGGUCAUGAAUAUGUUAAAAUAAUUCUUCAAAAUGGAAAAAUGCAAGGUGCAGUUCUUAUUGGUGAAACGGACUUGGAAGAAAUGUGCGAAAAUUUAAUAUUAGAUCAAUUAGAUUUGAGUAGCUAUGGUGAAGAUUUACUGAAUCCAGAAAUUGAUAUUGAGGAUUAUUUUGACUAGUUUUUAUGCUGAUUAAAAUAAAACUCAAUUUCUAUUUUACGUUUGUACAUUUACUUUACGCUAUGUGAAAUGUAAAUAAGUUUUCCUUUAUUGUUAACUAUUAAAAGUUAUUAUUGCAA
Trichogramma pretiosum is the source of this 1548-nucleotide messenger RNA. RefSeq names its product pyridine nucleotide-disulfide oxidoreductase domain-containing protein 1 (gene Pyroxd1). NCBI's taxonomy places the organism in Eukaryota, Metazoa, Arthropoda, Insecta, Hymenoptera, Trichogrammatidae. The record is from RefSeq and is a predicted model, not a curated record. The coding region runs from base 26 to 1429 and encodes 467 amino acids. The transcript has a single exon. Gene Ontology annotation, molecular function: flavin adenine dinucleotide binding; oxidoreductase activity.